Vigna umbellata (rice bean) is the source of this 1146-nucleotide messenger RNA. RefSeq names its product MADS-box protein JOINTLESS-like. Gene Ontology annotation, biological process: positive regulation of transcription by RNA polymerase II. Gene Ontology annotation, molecular function: protein dimerization activity; DNA-binding transcription factor activity; RNA polymerase II transcription regulatory region sequence-specific DNA binding. Gene Ontology annotation, cellular component: nucleus. The record is from RefSeq and is a predicted model, not a curated record. NCBI's taxonomy places the organism in Eukaryota, Viridiplantae, Streptophyta, Magnoliopsida, Fabales, Fabaceae.
UCUUUAUUUCUCCUAUCUAAAUUCGAAAGUGAGCAAUAGCAGCCAGAAAUUGGAAAACAGACACACACGCUACUCAGAUAUUUGUUGGAAUCAUUAUCAGAAAUUGGUAUAACCCCAACUCUUGGAAACAUCAUCCACUCUCAUCUCUUUCACCAGUUCAUUCACCAAACAUCCUAAUCACCCAUUUCUGGUAAUAUAACAACAAAAGCUAGCUAGGUAAGAAUGGCAAGAAAGAAGAUACCGAUCAAGAAGAUCGACAACAUAAACGCGAGGCAAGUAACAUUCUCGAAGAGGAGAAAAGGUCUUUUCAAGAAGGCUCAUGAACUGUCAACUCUCUGUGAUGCUGAGAUUGCUCUCAUAGUCUUUUCCGCAACCAGCAAGCUCUUCGAGUACGCCAGUUCGAGCAUGCAACAAAUAAUUGAAAGGCGUAAUCAGCAUUCAGGUGUUCAAGGAUCAAACAUUGCAUCCACUGGAAAACAGCUUGGAAGUAACUCUUUUGACAUGCUGCACAAGGAAAUAGAAGAUAAGGCUCAUGAACUGUGUCAGUUGAACGAACAAGACUUGCAAGGAUUGACAGUACAAGAGUUGCAGAAACUGGAGGAACUUCUCCAAAAACGUUGGAUCACUAUUUCAAAAAUUAAGGAAGAAAAAAUGACACAAGAGAUCAACAGUCUUAAAACAAAGGUAAAUGCUCACACAGAUUGCAAAUCAUGUCUGUCUUUGAGAUAUUAUUCGUAUUUCUGGUCAAAUAAAUUUGUACCUUAAAAUAUUAUUAAACAUUCGAAACCAACGAAACGUGAUGUUUGUUUAAUAUAACCAUCAACAAUACUUUUGAUCAAAAAGACAACUGCCAAUGACAAACCUAAAAAAAUGGAGACUUUAUAUUCAGUUAUUCAUCCAAAAAACUCCACGGCCUUGAAUACGUAGGUCACAUUCCUUAUGUUUUUUCUCAGGGAAUGUUAAUCACUUCAAAAUGGCAUUUAACUUUAAAAAUCACGUCUUGAUUAAAGCUGGUAAUAGUUGCUUCCUCAUUUUUUCUGCUAUUGGGUAUGGAAAACUACGUUCUUGAAUAAUUUUCAGACACCCUAAUAGUAAAAAUGAUUUUUUUUGUUUGUUUAUAACAAUAAUGCAGCCUGUUGGCAAUUU